GGGGGAAUCUGUUCCCCAAUGGCUCAGAAGUAUCGCUCCUCAGGGUCCAAGUUCCAAGUAUCGUGGUCAGAGAACUUGAAGCUGCCUCCCCUCCAACAAGCCAAAGGCAACAACAAAAGCACAAUGAAGAGUGGGACUAAAGUUCAAUCAGCAGUGCAGUCCCAGAGUUCUGCAGAGAUGCCAAACCCAGCAAAGACUAUACAGGGACUUCGAAGGAGAGAGCAAGUGCACCAUGGGAAGACGCAUAGCAAAGUGCGGCUGAUGAGGUUGAUGCUUCGAAACCAGCGGGCCACGCUCCAGGAGCUCUACAACCACGAGGCCUUCCUCAGCAACCUCAACCAGGAGCUGGUCAACUCCAUCCAGAACCUGGAGGACAGAUUGGCCGGGAACGUGCGCGCCAUGCUGCAGCAGCAGGGCAUCCUCGGGAAUAUCAUUGACGUCUUGGAGUGCUCAAACCAGAGGCGGCUGCAGCAGCUGUGGUCUGAGCUUGAGGAGUGGAAAGAGAACGAAGAGCGCAAGACAAACAGCCUGCAGCAGGAGGUAGACCAGCUGAAUGCUGAGAUCCAGAAGGCCCAAGGGGAACUGUCCUACUUGAACACCUACAUGGAUCAUGAGUAUUCCAUCAAGUCGGUUGAGAUCACCAACCACAUGCGCCAGGUGCAGCAGGCAAAGGACAGCCAACAGACUGAGCUGGACCACCUUCGGGAGAUGCGUCGAGUGGUCCUGUCCAAGUUUUCCGACAUGAUUAAGGAGAAGAAGAAGAAAAUCCUGAGGUCUCUGGUGGCGGAGACCCAGAAACCCCACGAGGAAACGCUUGUACUGAAGAACUGGAGCAUCCAGCGCCUGAAGAUGUCCGUGGUCUUGUUCAGAGAGCUUAUUGAACAGUUGAAGAAAGACAUACCGGCAUUAAUAGCGGAGGUGGAGCAAAUGUACGCAAAACUCUGGAACCCUCGAGAGGUCAUUUUUCAGGAUGUUCUGCUUCAGAGACCCAAGUGCACUCCAGACAUGGCAGUUGAGAUCAACAUUCCAGCUGAAGAGCUAUUCCUUUUCUAGACGGCAGCCUGACCACCCCUCUCCCCAGCUCUAUUCCCAGCCCCAGGAGUUCAGCUGGUGACUUACAAGAUGGUGUCUCCAUCAUGAAUCUGGCCCACGGUCCCUCCUCUACCCCUCUCCCUUGCUGCUUGGACCAGGCAGGAAUUCCCAGUCCAGCCUGUUUGUCUCUUGGUAUCAAUAAA
Messenger RNA from Psammomys obesus (fat sand rat), 1235 nucleotides. RefSeq names its product chromosome unknown C20orf96 homolog (gene CUNH20orf96). The transcript has 11 exons. Lineage: Eukaryota; Metazoa; Chordata; Mammalia; Rodentia; Muridae. The record is from RefSeq and is a predicted model, not a curated record. Bases 19 to 1053 code for a protein of 344 amino acids.